UUACACACACACACACACACACACACUACUGCUUCAUUCCAGACCCCCUCCAUCUUUAGGCUCUAUCUUUGAGUCCCAGAUGAGCAUUGCUCUCACCUAGAAGGGAGAUAACAAAUCCCACACUACUCUCCUCCCUGCUCUGCUUUCCUCAAAACUCUUCACAUUUGAUCCCCCCUCCCCAAACUCUAGUAGAAGAGAAACUCCUUCUUGUCCACUGUUGUGGGAGCAAAUGAAGGACCCUGCAGUAGAAACAGUCGAGGGGCCAAAGCGAGACAAAACCGGAUUGGUGAAUGCAUCAGGGAUGCUACCACAACACGGCGCUCUGCAUGUUUCUGACAUUUCACAGAGUGCUGCGUCUGCCUCUCACUCAAUCGCACCGCUGGCCAACAAUAGGCAGGUUGUUUUGGCUGGUCGGCCCUAAGCGUUCCAUUCCAUUCCAGGUGGGUGCCUAGUCCGUCCCCACACUGCCCUCGUGCUCAACCCUGACCCCUUUCCAACAUAAACAGCAGAUCCUCACCUCUCACCCUUCUGGCUUUACCUGAUAAUCUGUCUCUGUGGAUCACCCCCACCUUGUUUUUCUUUUUUCCCUCUCUCUCUCUUGGUGUCUCACAUUCUCUCAUGAGCUCGUUCUUUGUGUCACCCUUGCCCUGACCUCUGACCCCAGUCAGAUCAGAGCGUGGCAGAUUGAGUAGCAUCUGUGACCUCCCUGGGCAUUUCUCCCCUUGCCCUUCUGCGGUAUACCCGUCACAUUCAGUAUGUACCAGUUGGCCAGACCCAGUCUUGAAGUGGGCCUGUUAUACGGGGAGAAUAUUCAGACACCUACAUCCUCCGAUUUGAUAGAUUAAGUUUACUUUUUGCCCAUUUAUCUACACACAGAAACCCUUCAUUACAAAUACAAGAAAGAAAUUAUAGCUUGAAUUUCUUUCUAUUGCACACAAGUUAGUUAGGUCAACAUUAUGUUCUUGUGUUAUUCUGAAGAUACUGCAUCCAGAAUACCCGAAGUAAACAAAGUUGCGUUAACUGCGUUAACAUAUUUUAUCACAGUAAUCUCGGCCACAUCAAUUCCAUUGACUCGUUAAUUUUGACAGCCCUACUGAGAGCUGAGCACUGUAAAUGGUCAUUUGUUUGGCUUUUAAAAAUACAGCUGGAAUAGAUUCUUAUAUUUCCAUUACUAGAUGUUAAGCCGCAUCACAGACUUUUGCGUUCUUUGAACUGUCCCUUUUUUUGGAACAGUGUUAGAAUGACCGAUUGGAAAACGCAAUUACACCAUCUUUAUGUAAUGCUAGCCUUUGCAUUGGAUUUGACCACAGCGUCUUUGGUUUUCUCCUGUCUGAGUCUAUAUCAUCAGGUUUAGAAGCGGGUUUACAGGGCCGGCUGUCAAACUUUCCAGCUCUCUAGAUUUCUUCCCGACAGUUGGUCUCUUUCCUCUGCUUCUCAUCGGAAACGAAAGCCAACCGGAGGGAGCAGAGAAGGAUGAUGACUGGGCGAGCUGACUCUCACUGUUGGUAGCCAGUGAGUCCAGCCUUUCAGAUGAAGAGCCUUCAAUACAGGAGCAUCGCCCCCAAGGCCCCGGCCGUGGUGCCCUCCCCCUCCCCUGCGGUCCUGUCCUGCCAGCCCCCCUCUUCCCUCCCUGAGGCUACCACUGCCACCAGCCCAAAGUCCAUCAUUGUGCCCACCCAAAACUAUGCACUGAUGCAAAUUGCAGGUCAGGAUGGCACAUUCUCUUUAGUGGCGCUGCCCCCUUCUGUGGCCUCUCAGACACCACAGCAACAACAGCAACACACCCAAAAUAACCUGAAGUUGCCAAUUCCGAGAUACCAGCCAGUGAGGAGCAAAGGGACUACAGAUAAGGUCAAGUCACCACCACCAUCUGCUAGGGUUAAAACACCCUCCAAGGUUGCUGUGAUGGCACAAACCAAGUCAGUUGUCAGUGUGGCAUCAACAGUGAUGAAAAAACAACAACAUGAGUGCAAGCACACAAAGGAAACACUUGUGCCCAAAGAGGAGCCUUCAGAGCAAGUUCUUCUGAUAGACCCAGCCUCUUCUGACAUCUCUGUCACUGCUUUACUCCCAGACAAUGCCGUACUUUACCCGGGUUCUCAGUUAGAGCAAGGACAAGAUGCUUCUGAACGACCUGCUCUAACUAGUCUCAUUCAGAAUCUCCAGUAUCCCCCAACUGCUGUCAAUGGUUCACCAGGAAAACCCCAGGAGGAGAGUAAUACCACACUGAGGCUGUGCCAAUCUAAGUCCGCUGCAGCCCAGUCGUCGAGCAGUAUCACUGUUCUGUCCUCAGCCAUCUUUAGCAAAGCAGUCCAGAUUAUCCCGUCUCCACCUAAAGGUAAACUGGCCAUUAUGCCCUACUCUAAAAUGAAGAGCACCCUUAUUCCUGCUGCAAAGCUCAGCAAUUUAUCUCCAGAGAAGAAGGGUUUGUCUUGCCCGACUGGAUUUACCAGUUGUACCUUAAAACCUUCAUCCGAGCCCCUUGAAACUGCUGACACCUUGGGUCACAACCAGAUGCCAAAAUCAACUCUACAGCACCAGGCCAAGAUCACAUUCAUGCCUGUAUUGGGAACCCUCCAGAAACCGCCUGGCAAGAAGAGGGGGAGGAAGAGAAAGACCAUGGAAGACAUCUUGGCAUUUGAGGCAAGAAAGAAGAGGUCUUUGUCUUUCUUCCGUAGAAGGGUCCCAGAGAAACCGUCAGCAGUUGUUCCAGGCUCCGAACCAAAGGAAGUUGAUAUUUCAAAGAAGUACCGCAGCAUCCGACCCAAGCCCAUUUUGGUUAUGGAGACAGUUUCCCAACUGGUUAAUUUGCCUGCUAUUACACCAGAUGGCCAGGAACAGGAGCUUGUUCUUGGUCAUCAGCUCUCCACCACUACCACAACCAAGCCCCUGGACUGUCCUCCCCAACCAGCCCCCGUAGCCCUCCACCUGAGAGGGACCUCCCAUUCGCGGGUGUUCAUAGGCAGCCGUCCGCUCCAUCGUUGCCCCACCUGCAGUCGCUGUUUUCAAUUCAAGCAUCACCUCCAGAGCCACAUGAACAGCCACACUAACCAGCGGCCCUACGUCUGCCCAGUGUGCCGCAAAGCAUAUGCUCACUCCGGCAGCCUAAGCACCCACAUGAAGCUUCACCACUCUGAGGUACGCCCACGCCGCUCCCUGAGCUGUGAGUUCUGCGAGAAAGCGUUCGGAUACGUGGGGGUUUACUUCAGUCAUUUGAGAGAGGUCCACAAGGUGGUUCUGACCGUGGAGCCAUCCAUCAGCCACCAUGAGGAUGACCUGUCUUUGGAGGGGGGCAGCUACCCAGAGCCAUCAGAUGAGCAGGAUCGCGAAGACCCUGUGGAGCUGCAGAUUAAAUGUGGCCGCUGCCAGGCCAUCACUCCGACUUUUGCUGACAUGAAGAUGCACUUGCUGUAUGUUCAUGGGGAGGAGGUGCAAGUCCCACUACAUGAUGACCAAGUUCGAGUUGGCCGAGAGGCUGAGAAUGAGCUAGUAAAGCAUGCUGCCCACUACUGGCGACAGCUCAACGAGAAGCGCAACCUGGUCAAGUGCGGCAGCUGCGAUGAGGAGUUCAUUUCCUUCUCAAAGCUCAAGAAGCACAUCAUGUCCCACCACCGUGGAAGGGAGGGGGUGGACAACGAGAGCCUCUCAUCUCCAGAUAGACGUGGAGGCCUUGGAAUCCUUGCAGCAGGUGCAGCCUUUAACUGUGUGCUUUGCAGCGAGAUGUUGGACAGUAAAGAGGGUGUUAUGGAGCACUGGAGGAGUCGCCACCACUGUGAGCAGCCCAACCUUCUGUGGGAGGCAUUAAGCUCCUACUCUGGUCAGGAAGAGGCAGAGCCGGAUGGGGACCUGGACACUCCUGCUCCGAGCCCACACUAUCCAGCCUAGCCCUCACAUGGCCAUUGAGCCCUUUACAAGGACUCCUCCUCCUCACACACACACGCUCAUCACAGGGAAGGAGAGUUUCUGUUAUAUCUUUUAUCACUAAAUCUUUCAUCUCUCACCAGUUGAGGCAUUUGGCUUGGUGCUGAAAUAAAAAUGAAAGGGUAAAAGAAUGUCAAGCCAAUGGUGAAAAUUGAUCUUGUGUAGUAUAGAUUCAGAUUUUAUAUUUAAUAUUAUUUGUCACGUUUUUGUUUUUGAACAUUUUGUUUGAAAGUAUUUAAAAUUGUUCGAUCAUUAUUUUCUACUGCUUAUUUAAAUGUUUUAAAUGACCCAGUUAAUACCUAGCUGACAUAGUAAUACUAUUAACGUGUAAUUUCUCCCAAAUUCUCACAGUAUCUAGAAAUGCAGAUAAUGUAGUUUCACAUCAUAUGUGGGUGCCACCCGUGGUGGUGAGUCUACACCAACAAAGCCUCCUGUCACCAUGUAAUGAUGUAUAAGUCUCAGUCCCCAAGUCUCAGUACAAAACCCUAACCCUUGAACGGUGGAUCGAGGGACGUGCUGUUAGCUCUCUUUGCUCUGAGGGCUGCCAGUUUAGUAGUGAGUACUCUUUGAGUGGUAGGUCACUAGAGUAAGUUAGUCAUUUGAGGCUUUAGUGCAAGACUGCUAUUGUGACCGUUCAAUUCACAUGUGUUUUUUUAUUUGCAAUGCCAAAAGCGAAGCAAAUUAUUCGCGCGAGUAGAUUCAAUGCACAGACGUGACUGUUGCGGUGUGCGGCGAUGGAUGAUGCCCUGAACCCAAACACAAAAGUGUCUGCCGUUCCAACGUUUGUGUAAUUCACACAACAAAUAAAGAGCAGAAAUAGUAGUUAUUUAUUUCCAUGGUGGAUAGCGGAAAUUAUUAUAACUGUCUUUACGGAAAUAUGCCACACCACCUUGCGAAUGAAGUGAACAAAGGAGACUCUAAUGAAGCGAAAUAACUAGUCGGGCGAGUAAAGUGUGGCGAAAAUUCGCUUUGCUUUUGGUGUGAACGGAGCAUAAGAAGAACGGCAGAUUCCACCCAAUCCUAGUCCUGGCGGGCUAAAUGCGUUUUUAACGGUUCUGCCCAUACGAACGUUGCAUAUGACAGAUGUUUUCCAGUCACUUCCCCCUUCAAAUCUUGCUCAAUGGGCUCUAGUUUGAUCCCAAGUGGCACCAGGGCCAGAACGUCAGGGUGUCCAUCUUUCAUUGCCAGACAUUGAGGCCUUGGGGUGUAAACCUAUGUCUGAUUGCUGUAGUGUCCUUGGGAGUAAUCCCUUAAUUCCGAGAGGUUGUGGGGACAGAGGCCUCUCUAUUGGGCCGCGUACAGUUUGGCAGCGCUGGACCAUCAAGCAAUGGAGCAUGCAAGGGAGUAUUUUCGGGCAGUGCAGUCUUUUCUCCAGGUUUGGCACCAGCACGUUCUCAUUUGGUAAGAUAGCACCGCGGCAGUUUAUCAUAUCAUUAUUAUGACGGGUGGAAACAAGUCCGAGCAGCGUCUGUAUAUGUAAUUUCUGACAUUUCCUAAACCCCAGGGCCAGUCCUCUCCCAAAUGCGCUGAAAAGGGCAAAGACCUCCCCCACCAAGGGCCGCCUAAAAAAAGAAGAGCGAUUCUACCCAGAGGUAGUGGAAUGGAGCACUAAUUGCAGAGAGGAAGUGGACAUCUUUGCCUUAAAGACAUCCGCGCAUUUGCUCUGGUAAAUCCAGCAUAAUAUAAAUGACCAGUUCUCUAGUGCACUAUACCUCACUUAGUUAGACCUUGAUAGCCUGCAUUCUCUAUGCCUUCCCCCAAAUUCCACUUAUUGAUCUGAUGCUAGACAGUCCACCAGGGAGGCAGCGUUCUACUGCUAGAAGACCCCAGUCGUCAUGGGAUGCUGUGAUUUCCAGGGUUUGUGAAACUGCUUCAUGGGGAGUCAUGGAGCCUCCCAAGGUAACCUAAUCUACUCUCUCCUUUUGACUGUUGCAUUGAGCAUACAAAUGUGAAUCACCCUCUUGGGUUUGUCUAGUCAGUUAUCCACACUGUGAUAAAUUUGAGGAGCUCCCUACAAUAGGUCCACUAUGAAAGUAUUUUUUUAAUCUUCAAAAAGCUGCACAGUACAUGUUGAGGAAGCAAAGAGCUGCUUAGUAGCCAUCAAUCUGUAUCCAUCAUCGUCAUCGUUUUUUGGAGGUAGUUCAGUAAGCAGAGCACCAGGUGUGCAGUAUUCAGUCCACCAGCUUCAUCUGAGAAGGCAAAGGAGCCAUCAGAGCAUUUGUGCCUGGUUCAGGUGCUCACGGUCUAAGGAGGCCACUUACAAUUUAAGAACGAUCAACUUUUGAUUUUGAAUAGGGGUUGUAAGAAAAGUCCACCACUGACAGAAAAUCACCUGCACCUGGUACCAGGAGGUGCCCAUCUAUGUGGAGUGUGUCCCCAUUCUAGGCAGCCUCAGAAGACCUCUGUGCUGCUGCCACCUGGCUGUCUUCAUGUAACUAUUACCGUGACUGCUCAUCAUGCUACAUCAACGGAAAUCCUGUCCACGGCUUCCAUUUCAUAGUGCGGUGGGCACUCCUUGGGACCUUGCUGGUGAAUUUGUACAGUGCUAAAGCACUGGUGGUCUGGAAAAAGGAAGUAGAUUUAGAGUUACGGACAUAGUGGGAUGGAACAGAUAAUGCAAGGGCAUUAUGGUUUUGUACUGGUCCUUAAACCCACGUCAUCUCAUGGCCGCAUUGUUGGUAUGAGAUCCUGACCUGAGCAUAUGUCUAGGUCAACAGUGAUCCAGAAUUCAUAAAACUGUAGCAACUUUUCAUAAAUCUAAUUUUUUGAGAUUUCCCUCUCCACCCAAAUUAAAAAUUUCAUUGUAAAUGAAGACGUCAUUGUAGAAACAGUAUCACCAUCACUCUGGAUUAUCCAGGGGAAACUUCUUUUCUAUAAUACUGUAAGCACCACAAACAAAAUUCCAUUCACCUCCAUUUCAGGGGCCCUCGGGCAGAAAACAUUAAGAUCUUACCUCAACUAAAAUUAACAAAUGUCCAUGGCUAGAUAGCACAAGGGUUAAGCGAGAAAAUGCUUUGUUUUUUAUUUGGGUGGACUGACCCUUUUAUAAUAUGCUGAGAAAUGUCAAUCUCAUAACAAGGGCACACUGGCUGACAAUUAAUCAAUUGGCCUUGGAUCGUAACAGUUUCAAGAAAAUCCUUCAGUGUAAACAAUCAUUUUAUGUAAUAUUGCUCCCGUUACGGUAGAUCAAUAUUUUAGUAAUGACUUGAACUCCGUCUAAUUGAGGGCAGUAUUAGGGUCCUCUGACUAACCAGGCCCACGAAGGAACACUUUCCUAACCAGCACCCAAGUGAUAUCCUUGUGGCCUUCUGAAAAAAAAAUCUGUGUCCAUGCGUAGUGUGGCUUACGGUCAGUAUGGUCCUCUGUAGGCCAGGUUCUAUCUCCUUGACUUGUUGUUUAAUGCCUAUUUGUGUAUUCUGUGAUAUGCCAAGGAUUUAUUCACACUAUUGAUUGUAGAAGUGAGUUUUGCAUUAAGCUUUUUAACCACUGACAGAGUACUUUUAUUUGACUUGUUCAAUACGCAAGGGAAACCAUCAAAUUGCCUGUUGUUGCCAUGUAUGCACCUGUAGAAUUGUGUGCCCCCAGACUCUAUUAUUGGAGUUAAUAUAAACUGUUGUUUAGUCCAGAAAAUAUGCUAUUUUAUACCCUAGAUUAAUACAGAGAUCUGUUAGUAUAUUUAUGCUUUUUGUUGGUCCAGAACCAGCAGUGAGACUAUUGUUAUGUUUGCUUCUUCUAAGUUGGGGAAGGCUUUUUGUCUUGUUUCUUGAUGGGAGGCCAUUAGUACAUGGCCCAUACCUCUGCUAACAGUUGUCUGUGUUUACCUUUUUAUAUGAAGAAAAAAAUAACAUAACAGGGUAAAGUGAAUGUACCUGAAUGUUUUCAAAACCCCACCAAAAGUAUAUAUACAGUAUAUGCUAUAUAGACUUAUUCCAUGGAUAGAAUAUAUAGAUAUAUUGACAAAAAGAUACACAUAAAUAUAUAUAUAUAUUUACAUAGAGUAAGUAGUGAAACCGCUGCUGUGUUCUGUCCUAGUGGAGAAAUAAAACAAGAUAAAUAUAUCAUUGCCAACACCGGCAACAAAAGCCAUGUAAAUCUGUCCUUAUGUGUCUGACACAAAGGGCAAUGCACUGAUGUCUAAAUGUCGCACUGAGUGGUAUGUAUGUCAAAUGCCAUGUUUGAGUGUCCAUCAGUGAACUGUCCUUUGUUUUCAGGCCUUCAACAUAAACCAGGAAUUUACACACUUUAGGGGUCAGACUCUUUUCUCCUCAUUUAGAUGAGCGUACAUGACUGUCACUGUUGGCACAAGUUGGAAAGUGAAAAAUCCCACAUUAGGUGGUGUGAUGUGUUUGACUCCCUUAAAAUGUUGACUGUGUCCACAAAAAAAAAAAGACUGAAAGUGUUUGUGUUAGUGACUGUCCGUACCUGGAAAACUAAAUCAAUGAGAAUAAAGGUGUGCUUUGUUGAGGAAA
Molecule: messenger RNA, 8390 nt
Organism: Gasterosteus aculeatus aculeatus (three-spined stickleback)
Lineage: Eukaryota; Metazoa; Chordata; Actinopteri; Perciformes; Gasterosteidae
Gene: znf438
Product: zinc finger protein 438
Biological process (GO): regulation of transcription by RNA polymerase II
Cellular component (GO): nucleus
Molecular function (GO): DNA-binding transcription factor activity, RNA polymerase II-specific
Source: RefSeq, a predicted model, not a curated record